GGGCGAAGCAGACCCCGCCCCUUCUCCAAGUAGCCAAGAGAAACAACGGCCGCACAUUUACAGAGCUGUCGUCAGCCAAACAUAUGGCAAAAAUAGACCUUGUUCUUUCUUUUUAAUGUGGUGUGUACUACAUUUUAAAAAUUCCGCCGAAAAAGAGAAGACGAUUUUCCGAAACAUUUUCGCCGUUAUCUCACGGCUCCCUCUUCUCUUUACAGGUGUAUAACUGCUACCCAGAAGGCCUAGGGGCGUCCCUUUACCGGGAGCGCUUUGACUUCAACGCUGAGCCGCCUUGGGAUCCUAGCUGAUAGCGGGACACGGCCUUCUACAGACUUGUCCAUGACCCACGGCUCAGUCGCGACUUUGACUACUACUUCUUUAUGAUUGUCUUCUGAAUACGGUUGAGAUGAAAGGACUCGCUGACGAACCAAACCACAUGAUUGAACUCCUGGAGGGAGGAACCACCCUGGAAGAUGUCAUUGACGGGCAUGUUUACGAACAAGCUCUGGCUGAAAAGAGUGUGUUUGUAGUGUCUGACCUUGGGUCCCUGAUGAGACAGCAUGUCCAGUGGCAGCUCACCAUGCCCCAGAUCAGGCCCUACUACCAGGUCCAAUCCAACAGCAGCCCGGUUGUCAUCGAGGUCCUGGCCUCUCUCGGCCUCGGCUUCGUCUGUGCUGACAAGGCUGAAGUCAGUCUGGUGUUGGACCACGGCGUGCCCCCUGACAACAUCAUCUUCUCUGGAGUUUGCAAACAGCUGUCCCACAUCAAACACGCAGCCAAGAAUGGCGUCGAACUCUUGGUGUGCGACAGCGAGACGGAACUCUACAAGAUAGCCCGUUCUCACCCCAAAGCCAGGCUGCUGGUUCAGGUAACUACAUGGGCCCAGGCAGCAGAGACCAGCAUGGAGUUUGGCUGCUCACUGAAGCGCUGUAGACACCUGCUGGAGGCUGCCAAGGACCUGGGGGUGCAGGUGGUGGGAGUUACGUUUCACAUUCCCAGCUCCUGCAAGGACCUGCAGGCCUACACCCACGCGCUGUCGGAUGCCCGCUGUGUGUUUGACAUGGGGGCGGAGUUGGGGUUCAACAUGAGCAUCCUGGAUAUUGGUGGUGGAUUCUCUGGCUCAGAGUUUCAGCUCAAACAGGUUCAUACCACCGUCAGACUGCUGCUGGAUGCCUACUUCCCCACUCUGUCUGGAGUGCAGGUCAUCGCUCAGCCUGGUAGCUACUACGUCUCCUCUGCCUUCACUCUGGCUGUCAAUGUCAUCGGCAAGAAGGUUGUGGCCCGGGACUGGAACGGCCUUGCUCAGGAUGAGCUGACCCCAGAUGACGAGCCAGAGUUCCUGUACUACCUGAACGAUGGCGUCUACGGGUCUUUCUCCAGCAAGCUGCUAGGAAGCACCAUCCCUGCCCCGGCUGUGCACAAGAGGGGGUCUAGGGCUGAGGAGCCAGUGUUCUCCAGCAGCCUGUGGGGUCCAUCAUGUGACAGCCUAGACCAGCUGGUAGACCACUGCCUGCUGCCUGAGCUCAGCCCUGGAGACUGGCUGGUCUUUAACAACAUGGGGGCUGCUGGUCUGGGGGACCUCUCCUCCUUCAGUGACCGCUCAGCCAUCAGACCACCUGUCUACUACACUGUCUCCACUGCUGACUGGUACAACAUACAGGAGGCUGGAAUAGCUGUGGACAGCAUCAUGAAGAACUUCUCCAUGGUCCAAUACGGUGCAUAGCUCCGCUCUGUCCCUCCCUCUCCGUUGUGACAUCCGAGAGAGAUCUCCUUACCCUGGGCUUUUAGUGGUCAACAUUCCAACGACCUUGGAAAACGCAGUGUUCAACUUUCCAGGAAGGUUGAAAUAGACUUGUGAUUUCCUGGGAACAGAAAACGAUUUAUUGGUGACCCAUACCUCCAAUUCUCAAUUUGUUUUUGGAAAAAAGAAAAAGAUCAACACGUUUAUCCCUCUUCCUACUCGCCCCUCAGAUAGAAAACAACACGUUUAUCCCUCUUCCUACUCACCCCUCAGAUAGAAAACAACACGUUUAUCCCUCUUCCUACUCGCCCCUCAGACAGAAAACAACACGUUUAUCCCUCUUCCUACUCGCCCCUCAGACAGAAAACAACACGUUUAUCCCUCUUCCUACCCUCAGAUAGAAAACAACACGUUUAUCCCUCUUCCUACCCUCAGAUAGAAAACAACACGUUUAUCCCUCUUCCUACCCUCAGAUAGAAAACAACACGUUUAUCCCUCUUCCUACCCUCAGAUAGAAAACAACACGUUUAUCCCUCUUCCUACUCGCCCCUCAGACAGAAAACAACACGUUUAUCCCUCUUCCUACUCGCCCCCCCCUCCUCCUCGGAUAGAAAACAACACGUUUAUCCCUCUUCCUACUCGCCCCCCUCCUCCUCGGAUAGAAAACAACACGUUUAUCCCUCUUCCUACUCGCCCCCCUCCUCCUCGGAUAGAAAACAACACGUUUAUCCCUCUUCCUACUCGCCCCCCCUCCUCCUCGGAUAGAAAACAACACGUUUAUCCCUCUUCCUACUCGCCCCCCCCUCCUCCUCGGAUAGAAAACAACACGUUUAUCCCUCUUCCUACUCGCCCCCCUCCUCAGUCAGACAGAAAACAACACGUUUAUCCCUCUUCCUACUCGCCCCCCUCCUCAGUCAGACAGAAAACAACACGUUUAUCCCUCUUCCUACUCGCCCCCCUCCUCAGUCAGACAGAAACAACACGUUUAUCAGUAACAUAUGCAACUAAAUGGAUGACUGUAGAUGGAACUCUGCUUCCUAACCAGGUUUAUUCAUUAGAUAGUUUACAUAAAUGUGUAAUUGGCUCAUUUAUAUUAUAUAUUGAUUACCUGUUGACAGUCUUGUAAAAAUCACUUGUCUGUUCAACAUGAUGCAUUUGUCUAUAGAAGAUGAUUCGCCAGGUUUAAUAUUUAAAAUCAGUACUAAAUUCUUGCUUUUGACCGCAUAUUCUAGUUUAAGUGAGAUGUUAACCUUAACCCAUUCUUGAUUACGUUUCAUAUUUUUGGGGGGGGGUUUAUUAAUUGCAUUUUGUAAAAUAAUAUGGAGCACGUUUGAGUUCCCGCCAACAUUUUCCCCAAGUACAUGCGGUUUUACUGAGCAAUAUCUUCCGUGGGAAUACUGUUGUCUGUUUAAACGCUACAUGGAUAACUGUGAUUCCAUUGUGACAUCUUAACGUUCUUGCUUGGUGAGAGGGGCAUUUGAAGGAUUUGUUGAAGUGAUUUCUUCUCAGAGGAGUUCUGAACAGAACUAGCUGGGUUCUGUUUGCUAAUGUACAGACAGAACUUUACCAGGCUGGCCGAAAGUGGUCCUCGGUUCUAAAACCUUUUGAGGAAGUGUUCUGGACAGGAAAGCCCCCUUCAGCAUUACAGCCCUUGGCUUUCACUCUGAUCAUGCUGUAUAGCUUCUCUGCUGGGUUAGAGAUACAACUAACAUCAGCCUUGAGACUUGGACACACUUUGAACAUUUUGUUUCUAUAAACAUUUCAGCCACAAGUGUGUUACAAGGCUUUGUUCUCUGUCGCCACAGCACAUAGCAGUCCACCAAUAGACUUGUCUUCAUAUUUAUGUGGAUCUAGCUUCUCAUGCCUCUCUUACUGUAUGGUGGUCUAACAUGGAGUCUUGUACACUUUGUAAUGUCUAAAUAAGGUGACCAGAGCUGGAUCCAUAUCUGGUUGUGCUCUUUCCAUCUCCAUUGCUCAUUGUCAAUCCCAAGCUGUUUGCCAUGACAAUGAGUGACAAGGAAGUGGGCAUGAUAGUGCAAACAGACUGGCACUCAAGCUAGACCAGACCUGACUGAACUCUUAACUGUCCCCCUUGUUGGACAAGUAAAGUACUGGAAAUGACUUUCUAAGGCACUAAUGGACCGUGUCCUAUUUUUGACUGUAAAUUGUGCUUGUUAAAGUAAUGCAAGUGAUUAAUUUAAUACAUCUUUUGGACUGAAAA
This is a messenger RNA of Oncorhynchus kisutch (coho salmon), 3959 nucleotides long. It is a transcript of the gene azin1b, whose product is annotated as antizyme inhibitor 1b. Gene Ontology annotation, biological process: negative regulation of protein catabolic process; positive regulation of polyamine transmembrane transport. The record is from RefSeq and is a predicted model, not a curated record. The transcript has 12 exons. NCBI's taxonomy places the organism in Eukaryota, Metazoa, Chordata, Actinopteri, Salmoniformes, Salmonidae. Gene Ontology annotation, cellular component: cytoplasm. Gene Ontology annotation, molecular function: ornithine decarboxylase activator activity; ornithine decarboxylase activity. The coding region runs from base 404 to 1720 and encodes 438 amino acids.